AUGCUAGCCCUAACCUCACCCACCGGAAAACUCGGUGCAGCAACUCUCUCCUCACUCCUCACCCAGAACCUCAUCCCACUAUCUUCCCUCAUCCUCCUAACAUCCACAUCCCCUUCCUCACCAAAACUAUCCUCCUUUCACGAGCAAGGAAUCCAAAUCCGACAGGUAGACUACAAGAACCCCACACUGUCGAUCUUCCACGGAAUCACAAAACUCCUUCUCAUCUCCACGCCAGAGAUAAGUUUAGAUUUCAACUGCGCACCCACGGCGCAAAACCCGGGGCGGGAGAGCGUACAUAUCCCUUUCCUGCGCGCUGCUGUGGAGGGGGGUGUGAAGCAUUUAUUCUACACGUCUCUAGCAUUUGGUGAUGCGUCGAAGAGUGGGGUGAUGAGGGCGCAUCUCCGGACGGAGGAAUUUCUGAGGGGUGUAGAGGGGAAUGUGGAUGUCACGGUUAUUAGGGAGGGAUUGUACAAUGAGAGUUGGCCGUUGUAUCUUGGGUAUUUUGAGACGGGGAAGGAUGAGAGGGAUGGGAUUGUGAUAGGAGGGGAUGGGAAGGUGUGUUGGACUUGUAUUGCGGAUCUUGGGUUGGGGACGGCGAUGAUGUUGAGUUCUCAUGCGGAGAGGUUUAGGGGGAGGACGGUGUAUCUUUCUUCUGGGCCGGAGGGGGCGAAGAGUUUGAGAGAUGUUGCGGGGUUGGUUGGGAGGGCGAGGGGGAGGGAGCUUGGGGUUAGGAUCGUGGUGAGGGAGGAGUUUGUUAGGUAUUAUGUUGAGGAGAGGGGUGGAGAUGAACCGAGUGUGGAGUGGUGGAGUACCACGUAUGAUGCGCUUGAGGAUGGGGAGUGUUUGAUCGAUGAUAUGACCUUAACGGAUUUGCUGAAAGAGAGGGGCCUCAAAGCCAAAACAGUUGAGGAGACCAUCAGUGAAAUGUUGGGUUCUUGA
This is a messenger RNA of Hymenoscyphus albidus, 939 nucleotides long. Lineage: Eukaryota; Fungi; Ascomycota; Leotiomycetes; Helotiales; Helotiaceae. The record is from the annotation of a GenBank genome assembly.